Molecule: messenger RNA, 1477 nt
Organism: Nematolebias whitei (Rio pearlfish)
Lineage: Eukaryota; Metazoa; Chordata; Actinopteri; Cyprinodontiformes; Rivulidae
Gene: casp7
Product: caspase 7, apoptosis-related cysteine peptidase
Exons: 7
Coding region: 158-1093 (311 amino acids)
Biological process (GO): proteolysis; apoptotic process
Cellular component (GO): cytoplasm
Source: RefSeq, a predicted model, not a curated record
CAAGUUUUCCUUACCUUUCACUUUCAAGUUCAAGGAACAGAGACGUCGAAACUUUUUUGACGAAGGAGAAGAGGAAGACAGUCAACCUUUUUUUUUUCUUCUUUAUUUUUUUUUGUGGUACCAGCACGCUGACAACAUCGUACACGAAUAAUAGAGUAUGGCGGGGGAACCUGUUGAACACACAGAACUUGGCGAAGUGGAUGAAAACCCGGCGGGAGACACUGUUGAUGCCAAACCUGACCGCAAAGGGAGAUUCCUGCUGUUUGGGAAUAAAAAGUGUAAGGAUGGCCAGACGCGGGAGCAGGAGAACUCUUCUGAAAACCAUUACCGAAUUGUUUCACCAACAUUCCAGUAUAAGAUGAGCCACCAGCGAGUGGGGAAGUGCAUCAUCAUCAACAACAAAAACUUUGACGAAAGGACAGGGAUGAAUGUACGCAACGGCACGGACCGAGACGCAGGCGAGCUGUUGAAAUGCUUCAAGAACCUGGGCUUUGAUGUUUGCAUCUACAACGAUCAAACGUGUGAGAGGAUGGAACGUCUUCUCAAAGAGGCCUCCGAGGAGGACCAUAGUGACAGCUCGUGUUUCGCCUGCAUCCUGCUAAGCCACGGUGAGGAGGGCAUGAUCUACGGCACCGACGGCGCCAUGCCCAUCAAGACCGUGACCUCUCUGUUCAGAGGAGACAUGUGCAAAAGCUUAGUCGGAAAGCCCAAACUUUUCUUCAUCCAGGCUUGUCGAGGUUCUGAAUUCGACCAUGGCAUUCAGACAGAUUCGGGUCCUCCAAACGACACCCUGGAGACAGACGCUAAUCCAAGACAUAAGAUCCCUGUAGAGGCAGAUUUCCUGUAUGCAUACUCCACGGUGCCAGGAUAUUUUUCAUGGAGGAACCCUGGGCGUGGUUCCUGGUUUGUCCAGGCGCUCUGCAACAUCCUCACUGAGUUUGGCAAGCAGCUGGAAAUAAUGCAGAUCCUAACGCGAGUCAACUACAUGGUGGCCACGAGCUUCGAGUCCUGGUCUGAAGACCCACGCUACACUGAGAAGAAGCAGAUCCCCUGUGUUGUCUCCAUGCUGACGAAAGAACUGUACUUCAACUGAUAUCCCACAUGUACUGUAUGACACAGACUGACCAGACUGACUCGACUGACAGGCACUCAUUAAGCGGUCAAAGCAUUCAGGGAUGAUUCAGGCUCGGCAGGACUCUAUACUCUAAUCAUCUGACGUUCUGUACUCCUGGAGCCGGGCCUGAAAACAAGCACUCUGUGAGCUCCAAAAUGGCAUCACAUUUUAUCUAAAAUAUUUAUGUCAUUCUACCAAUCCAUGAAAUUCACUGCCAGGUUUGUGGGUUAGUAGAAUCAUAUGUGAAUAUCUGUUCCACCAUUUUUAACGCUUGCGAAAAUCACACACAAAAAAAAAAAAAACACUUUAAGAGACAAAGACUAAGAUUGACAAUAGAUAGCAUUUGUUAUCUCCAACAGGCUU